Drosophila obscura is the source of this 963-nucleotide messenger RNA. RefSeq names its product elongation of very long chain fatty acids protein 4. The transcript has 5 exons. Gene Ontology annotation, biological process: fatty acid elongation, polyunsaturated fatty acid; sphingolipid biosynthetic process; very long-chain fatty acid biosynthetic process. The record is from RefSeq and is a predicted model, not a curated record. Gene Ontology annotation, cellular component: endoplasmic reticulum membrane. The coding region runs from base 121 to 927 and encodes 268 amino acids. Gene Ontology annotation, molecular function: fatty acid elongase activity. Lineage: Eukaryota; Metazoa; Arthropoda; Insecta; Diptera; Drosophilidae.
GUUUAGAUGUACGCCAGCAGUCGGAGGCAAUAGAACGUGCAAUCGGAGCUAUCUCUCUAGCUGCAGGAUCUCAAGGAGCGCAUUUGUGGCUGUGAAGGAUACCCCUAUAAGCAAUCAACCAUGGAAACGGCAACAAGUGCGAGUGCCAGUGCGACUGCCAGUGUGAUUCAGGAGAUAAAACAUCCUUGGAUGAUGGCAGAUCCGUGGUUCAUGGUCACCAUGCUGGGGAUAUAUCUGUACUUUGUUAAGGAGCAAGGUCCACUAUUUAUGCAGUUCCGCAAGCCCUACGAGCUCAAAAAGCUGAUCAUAGGCCACAACGUGGUGCAGGUCCUCUCCUGCAUAUACGUCCUUAGAGAGAUUUCCUAUCUGUCGGACAAUGCCAUAUACAUUUUCUGGAAAUGCCGAGACCUGGGCAGCAGUCCCGAAAUGGUGAGGCGCUACUUUGAGCUGGCAUACUUCCUCUUCUGGCUAAAGACGUCGGAGCUUUUGGAGACGGUGAUCUUUGUGCUGCGCAAGAAGCAGAAUCAAGUGUCGAAUCUGCACAUUUUCCAUCACUUUUCCACCCUGACGCUGAUCUACAUUCUCAUACACUACAACCGGAAUGGUCUUGCUGCUUACUACGUCGUCUUCCUCAACUCCCUUGUGCACAUAAUCAUGUACUCGUAUUACUUGGUGACAGCGGUGGCCGAUAAGGGCGUUAUCCGCGCGCUGACUCCCGUCAAGAAGUCCAUUACGGUGAUUCAAAUGGUGCAGUUUGGCCUCAUAUUGACCCAGGUGGCGUUCCAGACUGCAAUUUGCGGCAUGCCAAAAGUAGUAUUUGGCUACUUCACGUUUGUCAUCAUGGUCAUGUUGUAUGGCUUUUACGACUUUUACACGAGAGCCUACAAGAGUCCGCCGCAAGGCAAGAGCCACGCUUCUGUGGAGUAGAUAUAUGAAUAUGAACAAUACAUGCGGACCAACAAA